AUGUCAGGAAAAGGACCAGCACAAAAAUCACAAGCUGCAAAGAAAACAGCAGGAAAAACUUUGGGACCAAGGCACAAAAGAAAAAGAAGAACAGAAUCUUUUUCACUUUACAUUUUUAAAGUUUUAAAACAAGUCCACCCAGAAACAGGAGUAACGAAAAAAAGCAUGAACAUUAUGAAUUCAUUUAUCAAUGAUAUUUUUGACAGAUUAGUUACUGAAGCAACUAGAUUAAUUCGUUACAAUAAAAAAAGAACUUUGUCAUCACGUGAAAUUCAAACUGCAGUUAGAUUACUUUUACCUGGUGAAUUAUCAAAACAUGCUGUUUCAGAAGGUACAAAAGCUGUAACAAAAUACACUACCAGUGGUGCAUAA
Molecule: messenger RNA, 372 nt
Organism: Plasmodium berghei ANKA
Lineage: Eukaryota; Apicomplexa; Aconoidasida; Haemosporida; Plasmodiidae
Product: histone H2B variant, putative
Exons: 1
Coding region: 1-372 (123 amino acids)
Biological process (GO): nucleosome assembly
Cellular component (GO): nucleosome
Molecular function (GO): DNA binding; protein heterodimerization activity; structural constituent of chromatin
Source: RefSeq, a predicted model, not a curated record